Prunus mume (Japanese apricot) is the source of this 2313-nucleotide messenger RNA. NCBI's taxonomy places the organism in Eukaryota, Viridiplantae, Streptophyta, Magnoliopsida, Rosales, Rosaceae. The record is from RefSeq and is a predicted model, not a curated record.
AUGGAUGAUGCACUAUGGGACAAUGACGGGGUAGUAAAAGCAGACGUUACGAGGGGUGGCAUAAUUUUGGGUCCAUCUUUUAUCCUGAAAACCCAGUUCUCUCGCAAAUACCUAUUUCCAGUCAAUAGCAUGUUGACCAUAGAGACAAUCGCCAACUUGGGGUUGAUUUACUACAUGUUCCUCCAGGGCUUAGAGGUCGAUUUCAAGCCAAUUUUGCAGGCCAGAAAAAAAGUUUGGAGCAUUGCCACUGCUGGAAUUCUAGUUCCCUUCCCUCUUGGCUAUCUCCUCCACAAAACCCUAACACCCAACUCCCACCCACUAAAGGCUACUACUUAUGGUCCUUUCUUCUGGGGCACCACCCUUGCCACCACCAACUUCUCCGAACUUGCCCAAGUACUUGCCGAUGCCAAGCUCCUCCACAGCGACGUUGGCAGGACCGCCCUCUCCGUAAGCGUCAUCAACGACCUUGUCUCUUGGGUUCUUCUUGUCAUCACAGUGGCCAUAGUCAGCGAUGGCAAACUUUACACAGUGUUGUCCACCUUCACAUUGAUCAUAUUCUGUGUAUACGGGCUUCGUCCGGUGCUGUCAUGGAUGGUUUGCAACACGAGCUUUUUCAACGAAAAGUACGACAUGGACAACCAAAUAUGCUUCAUCAUGGCCGGGGUUCUGCUGUUUGGGUUCAUUAGUGAUGCGUUCGGGUCACAUUCCAUUCUUGGGGCCUUCAUGUUGGGAGCCAUUUUGCCCAAGGGAGAGCUCAAAACUGUAAUCACCGAAAAGGUUGAGGACUUUGUGUCAAAAGUCUUGCUGCCCCUCUUCUUUUUGAUUCUUGGGAUGAGAACGCAUGUCGAUGUUGUCUUUCGCAGUGCAAGCCUUCUAAUUGUCAUGUCAAUUGUUGCCCUGGCUUUCCUUGCUAAAUUUAUUGUGACUUCCGUCGCUGCCAUCAUCAACAAAAUGCCGGUGAGGGACAGUUUGGCUUUCGGACUAGUCAUGAACGCCAAAGGCCUGUUGGCUACAAUAAUCCUCAAUUCUGGGAGGGACUUACAUGUUUUGGACCACAAUACUUUUUCAGUAAUGAUUCUUGCAAUUGUGAUAAUGACGGCAGCGGUUGGACCCAUUUUGGCUUUGAUUUACAAGUCGAAUGGGCCAUCUAAGCAGCACACACACAGAAGCAUAAGAAGCAUACAACCCAACUCAGAGUUUCGAAUCCUUAUUUGCAUCCAUUCAACAAGCAAUGUUUCAAGCAUCAUCAAUCUGUUGGAGACUUCCAAUCCCACCAAACAAUCCCCGAUGUUCGUCUUUGCGGUCCAUCUGGUGGAGCUCGGUGGCCAUGCUUCGGCCAUGCUCAUAGUCCACGACACAUGCAGCAAUAUUCGUAACACAACUGAAAUUACAGCCAAAAAUCAAAAGCACUCUUCGCCUUCUAACCAAAUUGUUGCUGCCUUUGAAAAACUUGAGACCGAAAGCGAAGAAGGCAGCUUGUCAGUGGAGGCACUAACUGUUGUGUCCUCUUACACCUCCAUGCACGAGGACAUUUGCAACCUUGCUGACGACAAGAGUGCAGACCUUAUAAUCAUUCCUUUCCACAAGCAAUCCACCAUUGAUGGGGGAAUGGACAACGGAAACUCCUCUUUUAGAGGCGUUAACAAGAACCUUCUAGAGAACGCUUCUUGUUCGGUGGCCAUCUUCGUGGAUCGUGGGCUCACUGAUCCAUCUAACAUUAAAAAUGACGAUGGCCAUGGCUGCUGCCGCUGCGCCAUGCUCUUCAUUGGUGGGCCAGACGACCGUGAGGCAUUGGCAUAUGCAUGGAGGAUGGCUAGCAAUCCUAGCCCUAAUCCUAAUAUCAGCUUAACUGUGGUUCGUUUCAUCAUCGGCAAAGAUGCGUCAGUUGAUUCAGAUCUCCGUCCCGACAAUCCUAAUAAUGAUCAUGAUCAUCAUGAGGACGAAGACAAGAAUAUUUUAGAGGUGACAGAGGAAAACGAAAAGGAGAAACAGCUAGACGACCAAUAUAUAGAGAGCUUCGUGUUCAAUACUAGGAACCAACCCUCCAUAAGAUUAAUUAACGAGGUGGUGAACAAUGUGGAGGAAACUCUCAAAUUGAUAAGCGCCAUGGGAAAUGACUAUGAUCUUUAUAUCGUGGGAACAGUUUCUUCACCACUCACGUUUGGGUUAUCGGAGUGGGGUGACUGCCCGGAGCUCGGACCCUUGGGAGAUACAUUGGCAUCAUCCAACAUUGUGGCCAGGGCGUCGAUUCUCAUAGUGCAUCAAGGUGGUGCUUUAGUGGAUGAAUUAGUUGAUCAACAACUUAGCGAGUAG